Molecule: messenger RNA, 1065 nt
Organism: Symbiodinium pilosum
Lineage: Eukaryota; Dinophyceae; Suessiales; Symbiodiniaceae
Source: the annotation of a GenBank genome assembly
AUGGGCUUUAAGAAAGGGCGCGCUGCUCGUGCAGCAGCUGAGAGGGCGGCUGCUGCGAAUUCAAAACCUUUAAAUGUUCGCCACGAUUGCGGCACCGCGGUGACUUACGAUGCGCCCAACGGCUCAACCUACGAAAUCGACGUGGAAUUGAUGAUUCAGAGGAACCCGACGAAGGGCACGAGUCGAAACGUUCACCGUCACCGUGGUCAUGUCAAACAUUGGACGAUGUGGCAGUACGAGGCGGAGAGGGCAGAAGGCCGUAACUACACGCACUCCAAGACCACGCUGAUCCAGUAUCCGAAGGAGGUAUGCCUUGCCCUCGAGGACCGCUACCAGGCCAUCCGGAAGUUGCAAGCCAAGGCCGCUGAAUUUGGGGCCCCAGUCGUGGAUCGCCAACGUGCAACUGAUGCCUGGCGAGUGAGGUUGGAGCGGAUGAGCCCCGAGUUGCUCCGGCAAGUCUUCCAGCAGAAUGAAGCCUUCGAGCAGGCUCCCACCACGGAUCUCGAAGAGGACUUCGAUGCUCCAGGGCUGGCCAGGCGCGCAGCCUUGGACACGGCUCUGUGUGAGGCGUUGCUCGAGGCUGCCCUUCGCCGGCGCGACUGGUCGCCGGCUGAGGUCACACAGGCCAUGCGCUGGCUUAUGAACCGCGGUCUGCAGCCAGGUCCUGCGCACGUCUGCAAGGCUGCGUUGCUUUACGGUGCACUCAUGCCUCUCCAGGUCUUGCUCCUGGAUGCUUGCAUUGAUGUCCGUGGCUUGGAGCUUCCCCUGGACCAGCGGGAUCAGAGGCAGAAGGACGUGGGGAACGGAGGUGGCUGGGUUCAACGCUGCAAGCCGGCACUCAAGGCCUUGCUUGCGCGGGGGGCAGUGCUAAGUAGCCACUCUCUCCAGUCUCGCCUCCUGAAACGUCUGGAGGAGGAUGGCACUGCGCGCUGGACAGAACGAGUCUUGGAGGGCAUGCAGCGAGAGCGCCCCGAUCUACCAGAUAUGGUCCUGACUCGCAUUGCCGAGUUUGCCGGGAGCGCCUCGUCUGAUAGGGGUAUCACCUGCCCUUGCGCUGAGAACUGA